Acanthosepion pharaonis is the source of this 807-nucleotide messenger RNA. The record is from the annotation of a GenBank genome assembly. NCBI's taxonomy places the organism in Eukaryota, Metazoa, Mollusca, Cephalopoda, Sepiida, Sepiidae.
AUGAUUUUUUUCUUUCAUUCUUUCUUUUUUCUUUCUUCAUAUCCUCAUAUAUCUACUUUUUACUUAAUUUCUUUCUUUCUUUCUUUCUUUCUUUCUUUCUUUCUUUCUUCAUAUAUCUUCUUCUGCGAUCUACAAACGUUUUUCUUUCGUUUUGCAUUCUUUCUUUCUUUUUCUCUUUGCUUUUCUAUGAUGCAUCUACAGACGCUUUUCUUUUUUGUGUUCUUUAUUUAUCAAUUUUCUCUGAUUUUUUCUUACUUUCUUCCUUUCUGUCUAUCUUUCUUUCUUUCUUCAUAUACUCAGAAAUCUUUCCCUGUGCGAUUCAACUACAAAUGUUUUUAUUUCGUUUUGCUUUCAUCUUUCUUUCUUUCUUUCUUUCUUUCUUUCUUUAUAACUUCAAAAAUACUUCUGUCUGCGAUGCUUCUACAAACAUUUUCUUUUUCGUCUUUCUUUCUUCCUAUCGUCAUUAAUCUUUCGGUACGUGAUGCAUUUUUCUUUCUUUCAUUCUUUCUUUCUUUCUUUCUUUCUUUCUUUCUUUCUUUCUUUCUUUCUAUCUUUCAACCUAUCUCUAUUAAUCUUUAUGUAUGUGAUGCAUCUAGGAACGUUUUUCUCUCUUUCUUUCUUUCUUUCUUUCUUCCUUUCUUACUAUCUUUCUUUCUUUCUUCCUUUCUUUCUUUCAGCCUAUCUCUAUCAAUCUUUAUCAUCUACCAAUGUUUUUUUUUCUAUUUGCUUUGUUUCAUUUGUCUUUCUUUGUUUCCUUCUGUCUUUCUCUCUUUUUGUCUUUCUUUCUUUCUUUUUGUCUUUCUUUAA